Molecule: messenger RNA, 957 nt
Organism: Pseudomassariella vexata
Lineage: Eukaryota; Fungi; Ascomycota; Sordariomycetes; Amphisphaeriales; Pseudomassariaceae
Exons: 4
Coding region: 1-957 (318 amino acids)
Molecular function (GO): flavin adenine dinucleotide binding
Source: RefSeq, a predicted model, not a curated record
AUGGACCGUUUUGAACCUCCAACUUAUACUGCCGCCACUAGGCCAGGAAUAGAAGAGGACAUCAUCAAAAUUUUAGGUGCAAGUGGAUCAGGAUACAAGAAUUACGUCACUACCCUUGGAGAUAUCCAUGAUGGUCUAGCUAUUGACUUGAGCCAAUUCAAUUCAAUUGACACAACUGCCGAGACCGUCGCGGUUGGAGCCGGGGUGAAAAUAGACGAUAUCAUCGGCCACAUAUACAGCGCCGGCAUCCUGCUCCAAACCGGAAACGCUUUUGGCCCAGGGGUGAUUGGUGUGACGCUAGGCGGUGGCGUUGGUCGAUUAACGGGUGUCUAUGGCUUGAUGAUCGACGACCUGGCUUCGCAAGAUUCCAGCUCGAAUUUUCUUGGGAAAUCCGUCGCGCGCGCCAACUUCGGCAUCAUCACCUCGGCUCCGUGUAACCUUCAUCCGCUAUCCAACGAUGGGAAUAUCUUUACGGCCGACUUAAUAUUCCCGGCGAAUAUGACCUCUGACUUUUUCAAGACUGUGGAAUCACUGAACGGCAACAUGCCCGCCGAAAUGUCCGGCAUUGCAACAAUUAUAUACGACAAUUCCACCAACCAGACGCAACUAAUGACGAAUUGGGUAUAUGUGGGAACCGAAGGUGGCGCACGCACAGCCCUGGCACCAAUAUUUGACUUUGACCCUCCCUACUCCUCAGUCAGUGUCAUCCCUUGGAACCUACUCAUCAACAGUACAUUUAACGGCUUCGGCACCACCGUCUGCCAAGAAGGCUUCAUUCGGGAUAUGUACAGCGCCAACUUGAAGAAUUACAAUGCGUCAACGUUUGACACUAUUAUCGACAAGAUGUCUGGUUUCUUCGAUGAGUACCCUGGCGGACGCAGUAACGCACUUCAGUAUGAAAUAUAUCCGAACCAAGCCAUGGCGGUUGUUUCCGCGGACGAGACGGCCUGGCCGUGA